AUGGCCACUGACAAGAUUUUCCCGUUAGAAUCCUUACCAAAUGAAGUCUUCAUUGGUAUAUUUCAAUUUCUUCAUCCAUCACAUCUAUUUCAAGCGUUUUACAACUUGAAUUGCCGUUUUAAUUAUUUAUUACAAUCGCUGUCAUGGUUAACUCUCAAUCUUACUACAAAUUCUUACAGUAACGAUGAAAGUUUUCCUUUCAUUCGUAUUCUGAUCAUCAAUCGAGCAAUCAAUAUCGAUUUCAAUCAAUUUCUUCACAUUCGCUCUCUCAUUCUUCGAUAUCCAACCGACAAACUCUUAUCACAACUAAAUCAUCUUACAUUUCCACAGUUACAGCAUCUCUACAUCAAUCAUAUGCAUAUUUCUGUUCUGAAUCACAUUCCGAACCUUUGUCAGAAAACAUUUUCUAACGGAUUUCCUAACCUUCAAUCUUGUCAUCUAUUCGAAUGGGGAACACUCGUCAAAACUUUCACGUGGACACUAUCCCCACUAUUACAUACUGUUAAAGUUGGAAAAAUCGAUCUCGCCAUCUACAAAUCAAUCUUAACUUCGUGUCCAAAUUUAUCUUUUCUUCAAUUAGCAACAUUAACGUCAGCGAAUACAUCUACUCAAAUCAUUCCACAUCAAAAACUUAAACGUCUGAUCAUUCGUUCUACGCCAUUUAUUCAACCAUGGAAAGACAACGAUAUCGAUUGUUGUCUUUCCUAUGCUCCCAAUCUUGAAUAUUUCAGUGUCCAUCAAACAGAUAUGUUUCUCAAACAAAAAUGUGAUUGGCUAGCAUCGAUAAUUCGUUGUCGUUUAGCAUUUCUUCAACAAUUUGUUUUCUAUUUUCAUUUUUGUGAUAUUGAACACAUGAAGGAACAGAGUGUUAAAGUAAAUCUUGAUACAAUUGAAGAGAAUUUUCAUAUCGCUCAUGACGAUCGAUAUCGAACCCGAUUUAUCGCUAUACAAACAAAAUUAUUUUAA
This is a messenger RNA of Adineta ricciae, 966 nucleotides long. Lineage: Eukaryota; Metazoa; Rotifera; Eurotatoria; Adinetida; Adinetidae. The record is from the annotation of a GenBank genome assembly.